AUGAUAUUACAGUUUAUACCUCAAAUAUCUUCCAUAUCAUGGUAUUCCACAGCUAUUCCGCUAGUUAUCGUUUUGGCAUUCAGUGCUGUAAAGGACGGUUAUGACGAUAUGCAACGGCAUAUCUCCGAUCGGAAUGUAAACGGCCGGAAGUCAUUCGUGGUACGAAACGGCCAUCUGAACGAAGAGGAAUGGGAGAAGGUCAAAGUGGGCGACGUGAUCCGCAUGAUGAGUAAUCAGUUCGUCGCGGCCGACCUGCUGCUGCUCUCGACAUCAGAGCCUCAUGGGAUUUGUUACAUUGAGACGAUGGAGUUGGAUGGCGAGACGAACUUGAAGACGAGAGGAGCCAUGGCUGACACAGGCCGAAAUGGGAGACGAUCUCGACGCUAUCAGCAAGAGAGAUCGUCUGCGAGGCGCCGAACAACAGACUGGACAAGUUCAACGGGAAAGCUAUUGUGGCAAGGCAGGGAACUUCCAAUCACCAACGAUAACAUACUUUUGAGAGGAUGCAUCCUGAAGAACACACGGUGGUAA
Messenger RNA from Ostertagia ostertagi, 531 nucleotides. NCBI's taxonomy places the organism in Eukaryota, Metazoa, Nematoda, Chromadorea, Rhabditida, Trichostrongylidae. The record is from the annotation of a GenBank genome assembly.